Molecule: messenger RNA, 1510 nt
Organism: Aspergillus heteromorphus CBS 117.55
Lineage: Eukaryota; Fungi; Ascomycota; Eurotiomycetes; Eurotiales; Aspergillaceae
Product: translation initiation/elongation factor MRX8
Exons: 2
Coding region: 24-1103 (359 amino acids)
Cellular component (GO): mitochondrion
Molecular function (GO): GTP binding
Source: RefSeq, a predicted model, not a curated record
CUCAAUCCUCUCACAAUUCCACCAUGAAGCACCGCCUCCUCACCCUCACUUCACCCCUCACCCUCCGACCCCUCCCAUCCCCCAUCCCCUCCACCACCCACCGCACCCUCACCACAACCACCGCCUCCACGCCGCAUCCCCAACCGCAACAACCACAGCAGCAGCAACAACAACAACAGCAACAACCACGACCACACCCCACCAAACGCCCACUCGCCGACCUCUCCCCCACCGAACUCAACAGUUACUGGGACACCCAAGCCCCAACCGCCUCGCAACUCGCCUACGCCGACAAAGUCUUCACCCCGUCGCGCCACUCCCCGAUCAAACUAUGGACGCUAGCCAAGUUCCGCACGACGCCGAUAUCGUCGACAACGCCCGAAGUAGCCUUCUUGGGGCGGUCGAACGUCGGCAAAAGCUCUCUACUGAAUAACCUGAUGGGCGCAGAGGUAUGCUACACGUCAUCGAAACCGGGGCGGACAACAACCAUGAACGCGUUUGGGAUCGGAGGCACCAAGGGCGGGGAAUCCAAAGUCGUGCUUUUGGAUAUGCCCGGGUACGGAAAGGGGAGUCGCACGGAGUGGGGGGAUGAGAUUAUGAAGUAUUUGAAUAAAAGGAAACAACUCCGCCGCACCUUCAUCCUAAUAGAUGGCCUGCACGGCAUCAAACGCUCAGACCUAAACAUGCUCGAACUCUUCCGCGAAUACGCCAUCCCGCACCAAGUGAUCGUGUCCAAGGUAGACAAGAUCCUCGCGAAGCGCAGAAACCAAGUGAUGAGCGGCGUCACGGAGGCGAACAUCCUUGGCGUGCGGAAAUCGCUGCGGGAUCUGAAAGCGAUCAUCCAGCCGGUUGGUCGGUCGGAGGGUCCUCCUGCGCUGGGCGAGAUCUUGACCUGCAGUUCGAGUGUAUCCGGGAACCAUGGCGAUCAUUUGGGGAUGAGCGCUAUCCGCUGGGCCAUUUUGGCGGCCGCCGGGUAUGAUGGGAGGAUGGAGGUUAGGGUGGAUCGUCAGUCGGAUGGGGAGGGUGGGUCUAUUGCUGCUGAUGCUGAUGUGCCUAGCGCUGAGGCUGAGUCGAAGAGGGAGACGAGGUGGGAUUUCUCUUGACUUGAUACUGACUAACAGAGAUACUGUUGCUUUGGACAAUAUGUAUGAGCCAGAGGGGUGAGAUCGCAGCACAGAGUAAUGUCGUCAUAAUGUGGCAUUUGCUGCCCUACACACGCGGCAAGAUUAUUUCUCUCUCAGGUAUUAGCAUAUCUUACUUGAGCAUGCUGGCUCGUUCUACUGCUUGCAUCAGAAGAGCGACGGUGCCGGAUAUUACGCACUUACCAGCGUGAUGACAUUAUGCUUGGGGUUGUGUGCUCGUAUUGUCUGAUGGUCUGGAGAUAAAUACUACAAGCUCUCGAUUUAGCAAGCGUAUGAGCUGCACGGUUGUCUACGGACUUAACCACGUGCCCUUCUUCGUAUAUGCUGUACUAGGGCAGAAAAAGAUGCCGCUCAGCGCUCGAUUCUAC